Pogona vitticeps (central bearded dragon) is the source of this 2394-nucleotide messenger RNA. The record is from RefSeq and is a predicted model, not a curated record. Lineage: Eukaryota; Metazoa; Chordata; Lepidosauria; Squamata; Agamidae.
AUGAUAACUACGCUAGAGGAGUCCCCAGUGGACUGCAGUGUGAGCAAAUGCAACAAAAUGGUCGGUGCCGGAACCGAAUCCAACCCCUUGAAUUACGGAACCUACAUGGACGAGAAGAAUGGUCCUCCUCCCCCCAACAUGACGACCAAUGAGAGGAGAGUGAUUGUUCCAGCAGAUCCCACAUUAUGGACCCAGGAACAUGUCCGCCAGUGGCUGGAGUGGGCCAUCAAAGAAUAUGGUUUAAUGGAGAUUGAUACCAACCUCUUCCAGAACAUGGACGGCAAAGAACUGUGUAAGAUGAACAAGGAGGAUUUCCUCCGGACCACUUCCCUCUACAACACAGAAGUCCUACUGUCUCACCUCAGUUACCUCAGGGAAAGUAGCUCCUUGCUAUCCUACAACACCCCAGCCCAUACGGAGCCGUCAUCUCGACUCAGCACCAAGGAAGACACUUCAUACGAUGCAGUGAGACGAUCUGGAUGGGGCAAUAACAUGAAUUCCAGCCACAAUAAAAGUCCUCCUCUGGGAGGGACACAAAAUGUUGGCAAAAAUGUGGAGCAGCAGCGAACUCAGCCAGAUCCCUAUCAAAUUUUAGGACCCACAAGCAGCCGUUUAGCCAAUCCAGGGAGUGGACAAAUCCAGCUUUGGCAGUUCUUACUUGAGUUGUUGUCAGACAGCUCGAAUGCCAGCUGUAUCACAUGGGAAGGAACUAAUGGCGAGUUCAAGAUGACCGACCCUGACGAGGUGGCAAGACGCUGGGGAGAGCGCAAGAGCAAACCCAACAUGAAUUACGAUAAGCUGAGUCGAGCCCUCCGAUAUUACUACGACAAGAACAUUAUGACCAAAGUGCACGGCAAGAGAUAUGCAUAUAAAUUUGACUUUCACGGCAUCGCCCAAGCUCUUCAACCUCACCCAACCGAGUCAUCAAUGUACAAAUACCCUUCAGAUCUUUCGUACAUGCCUUCGUAUCACACACACCAGCAGAAAAUGAACUUUGUGCCUCCUCACCCUUCUUCUAUGCCUGUCACUUCUUCCAGUUUUUUCGGAGCUGCGUCACCAUAUUGGACUUCCCCUACAGGAAGUAUUUACCCAAAUCCCAAUGUACCACGCCAUGCUAACUCCCAUAUGCCAUCACACUUGGGCAGCUACUACUAGAUGCUUUCCUUCCCCAAUCUCUUUUUUUUUAACCAUUGGUGGCCUUUCUCAGUUUGAGUGGAUGUUCUCUUCCAUUCGUGGAUAUCUCUGGACUUUUUGAUGGACAGUCACUUUUUAUUUGGGAAGAACGCUGAAAAACUGGAUAUUAUUAUUAAUAUUUUUAUUAUUAUUAUUGGAGAAAAACUCUUUUUUAUUUUUGUAGUCCUGCUUCUUCUGUCUCUGAUGGGCAGUCGGAUUCUCUGAUGGGCCAGUAUUGUGCAUUUGGUGGUGGUUCUAAACCUUAAUUUCUAGGACUCUCUAGGACUAAGGUAAAUGUAUUACAGGAUUUGCCACGGUUAACACUCCAGAUCUUAGACAAGAUGUUGUCAUGAACAAGGCUUUUGGGAAAGAAAGGGGGGAAAAAAGACCAAGACCUUUGAGUCUUAGAAGAUAAAUGUUUGUUUGUUCUGGAUCUAAUGGCAAUGACAGAUUUCCUCCCUGGGGUUUUGGGGGAGCAAAAGAAAGUUCAACGAUCAUGAGGACCAUGUUUGGAUACACCAACUGGAAUCUUAGCUUUAAAGCCAACAAAGGCUUAUGUUUUAUCUCCCAACUGGAAAGAGAGAAAUGAAUAUAUAUUCCUAUACAUAAAUGUGUAUAUUUUAAGGUAAUUAAGGGCAUUGAAAGGACCUUUUGAGAAUAUGGUUACACCGUUUUCUUAAUAUCUCCAGAAACAGUCAUGACCAGGAAACAAUCACAAUGCAUCAAGGACAGAGGUAACUUACGAAUGCAAUGUGGAACUAAUAUAAAUGACAGCGGCUUCCUAAGCUUUGCCAGAGUUUUGGGAGUUGCAAAAAACAUAUCCGAUUCACGAACGCUGUGCGUUUGUCAGUCCGUUACUCAGAGAGUCAUUGAGGUCAGAGGGCAACUUACUGUAUAAAUUAUGCAGAGUUAUGUUUUUACCUAUAUCUCACAGUAUUAAAAAAAAUAAAGAUGAAAACUAAAAACGAGUUGACCUCGGUCACAAAUGCAAUUGUUGGUGUGUGUGGUUUUUUGUUUUUGUUUUGCUUUUAAAUCUGUUGUUGUUUAAUGUAAUUUGUACAUGUUUUCAGUCUGUACAUUUGGGUUGCAGGUUUGUAUUCCUUUCCUUUCUCCUUCUCUCCCUUUGUUCUUUUUUUUCUCCCUUCAGAAAUAAACUUGAGACCAAAAAAUGUAUGUAAUGUGUCUGUUGGCGAAAAUAAAAGCCUGCCAUUUUGAAAAGAA